AUGUGCUCAGUCGGCUCAGUGCUCGAACCUCGUGCACCCAAAAGCCACAAAGUCCUGCAGUCGAUGGCGGCGAUCAGGAACGUCGAGCUGAAGAACUUGGGCGAUGGAUGCUCGGGUGCUGAAGCCUUGGUAGACUAUCCGGGGGCUCACAAACAAGACUUGCAGUUGACAGAGAUCGUAAGAGACUUUGUCGUCACUCCGGAGCGGAAAGCCAAGUGGUCCCAUAUUGCGAAGGCACUCAAACAGUCCCCGAUGUAUGUGGAGGCGGAGGUCGACCUUCCCAAUGUGCCGAAGAUGGUGUUGAGGAUCAUGGAUGAAGGAGUGGUUGAACUAAGGCAGGAGAUGGAUGCGCAAGGCUUCAAAUCCUACAGCAAAACGGACACUGCCUUCACGCUGGGCGGCAAGUUGCCGGCGAAGAGCCGAGAUCUCAUUGAAGAGAACUCAGCAAUGACAGCGAUUUCGCUGAACACUUUCUAUCACAUCGCUGGAGUGCCGAUCGGCGAUUCCGAUCGGUCCGAUGCACAGCACUAUGCUUGCUUUUCGCCGCCCUUGUCCCCAGAGGAUGGCGUCAACAAGGGAUCGAAGGUGCUUGAUGCCCAUCAGGUCGAGAAUUUUUGCUUAGAAUGUGCAGUGGAAACCGCAACGGAGACGAACUUCGACAUCGAGGAGCUCUACAAGUUUGCAAGUGGAUCGGAUCAGGUCGAGGAGUUUCGCUUGGAAGGCGAAGACGAUGGAAGUACAACUCCCCUCUUCUUUGAGAUUGAGGAUCAGUACACCUUUGACAACGUCGACCUGCAGAGUCAUGGGUCGAGCUUGCGGUCUUCCAUUGCAAUGCUGGGCAGGAUGGCAGCCUGGGUGUGCUUCGCGCUGUGA
Symbiodinium natans is the source of this 873-nucleotide messenger RNA. NCBI's taxonomy places the organism in Eukaryota, Dinophyceae, Suessiales, Symbiodiniaceae. The record is from the annotation of a GenBank genome assembly.